UGUGUGUCAGGCCGUUGGAGGUGGAUUGCUUGUGCUGAGCCAAAGGACCAGAUACACUCAGAGCUUUCUUGUGUCCUUCGAUUCAGGGCUCUGAAGCGCACAUCCGCGCUGCCUGUCUGUAUUUUUGGAAUGUGCCGGAGAAAGGAAGCGCUAAGGUGGAGAGGCUGGUAAAGGAAAGGGGGAAAACAGACCGUUGCCACCCUUAAACGAACUCCGCUUCGUGUGGGGUUUAGGGCGUCUGUCACGCGAAAGAUCGGAUUGGGGUUUGAUUUUUUUUCUAUUCACUCAACACACCUCCCCUCACCCCCUCGUUCUCAAACACUCCGUCUGUCAUAGUAUUCGGAGAGCUGGUCGAGUGACGAGGACUUGGUAGCAGAGAUGGAGAGAAGGUGAAGAGGGAAGAACGCAUCGAAUAUCCUCUGCAUGUCGAAGUUAAGGACUGAUGUUACUGAAGCCUAUUGUUAACACUACAGGCCAUUUAUAUUAUCGCCUAUUUAAAUGCGAAUGCUGGCAGUUAUUCCUCGAUUGUUUUCAUUUCGAUUCUUCUCUUUAAACAAUCCCAGUCUUUUCUCAAAAUUUCAGUCCAGUACUGUACGUUGUUUGGACAGCGCGCUCGGCUAUUUGAUUACUUUUUAAGAAUCUGUUCUAAUCCUAAAGGGAAAUACAAAAGGAAUGCGCGGAUCGUCCACUCUAAGGAAAAUUUGCCUUUGUAAUCCGGGGGAAGCGAAAUGUUCGCCGUGGAAAAGGGGUCUGAGGAAUGCGAAAACGGUGAGGACCUCUAAGUGUGCCUUCUAAUGAGUGAAACGCGGAGAGGACAGGAACCACUUAAAUCCUAAAUAGUUCUCAUAGCUUUCAAUGUUCUGUUCUUCUGUCUACCCGAGAGAAAAAAGCGAAUGACGAUGGAGAGAAGAAAUGGGAGAGCGUCCGCUUCGAGACUGUGAAGAGAAGGGCAUAGCUGUUGCAGGGGAACCGUCUACGGUCCUAAAUGAGCUUUUCCUAGAAUAACUCAGGUUGACUGGGAGAGGCACGAGCCUGUGGCAGUGAAAUCAGAAAGGGGAACUCUCACUCACAUGAUACGAACCUGGAGGAGUGAUUUUCAGUCCUUACAGAGAAGCCGGUUUCGACGGAAAGGAAGCGCCUCAUUUUGCUGUACACCAUUUGGGCUCCUACAAGUUGGAAAAACUCACGUUUUCAUUUUUAAAUUCUUGUUUGCAUGUGUUUUGGGGAGGGGGUGCUUCAAUGCCCAUGCGGGUGCCGAGGGCACGCUUUCUCUGCACUAACUGACGGAUUUAGGCAACUUCACCCGACCUUUACGAAAGGGGCUUUGUCCGUCUGUUCAUUUCCCCAUCGCUUUGAUGGGAGGCGAAAGACGGGGUUUUGGGGCGACAAUGGUGUAUCGAAAAGGUGCGAAUGGAUUGCGAAUUCUGGUGGUAUUCCUUGUGGAUAUGCUUGGAAUCUCCGCCACCAACAUGGAGCCCAUAUACUGGAACACUUUGAACAAAAGGUUUAAGGACGACAGGGGCUACGUGCUGUACCCCCAGAUCGGAGACCGGCUGGACCUCAUCUGCCCCGCCUCAGACCCCCCCGGGCCCCGGGCCCCUCCCGAAUACGAGUACUACAAGCUGUACCUGGUGUCGUCGCGGGAGCAGGCCGACAGGUGCGAGGUGAUGGGCGCGCCCAACCUGCUGCUCACCUGCGACAAGCCCAACAGCGACAUGCGCUUCACCAUCAAGUUCCAGGAGUUCUCCCCUAACCUGUGGGGCCACGAGUUCCACACGCUGAGGGACUACUACAUCAUCGCAACUUCUGAUGGGACACGGCAGGGUUUGGACAGCAUGAGGGGGGGUGUGUGUGUCACUCGCGGGAUGAAGGUGGUGCUGAAAGUGGGGCAGACUCCCUAUGGGCUUCCCCCGAAACCCCCCAAACCGGACCAGAACUCGGGGCACCCCAGGACCACAGGGCCUGCUGGGAAUGCUACCUACCCCCAGGCGCCGGGCGGGGCCGAUGGAGGGCUGGGGGGCGGGCCGCUGCCACUCUCCAACAUCGCGAUGAUUGCGGGAGGGGCGGGGGGCGUGGCCCUCCUCCUGCUGGUGAUGGUGGUGGUGGGCGUGGUUUGGUGCCGCCGACGUCACGCCAAGCGCUCGGAGACGCACCACCCGCCCGUGUCCCUGUCCCUCACCAGCCCCAAGAGGGGCAGCGGCGGGGGCGGGGGCGCGGCCGGCGGCGGCAACAGCAACGGCUCCGAGCCCAGUGACAUCAUCAUCCCGCUGCGGACCUCUGACUCCGCCUACUGCCCGCACUACGAGAAGGUGAGCGGGGACUACGGCCACCCCGUCUACAUCGUGCAGGAGAUGCCCCCACAGAGCCCUGCCAACAUCUACUACAAAGUAUGAGAGCAAGAGACACACACACACACCCACACCCACACACACACACACACACACACACACUCUCAC
Molecule: messenger RNA, 2456 nt
Organism: Megalops cyprinoides (Indo-Pacific tarpon)
Lineage: Eukaryota; Metazoa; Chordata; Actinopteri; Elopiformes; Megalopidae
Product: ephrin-B3-like
Exons: 5
Coding region: 1356-2393 (345 amino acids)
Biological process (GO): axon guidance; ephrin receptor signaling pathway
Cellular component (GO): plasma membrane
Molecular function (GO): ephrin receptor binding
Source: RefSeq, a predicted model, not a curated record